This is a messenger RNA of Cyphellophora europaea CBS 101466, 813 nucleotides long. RefSeq lists its product as uncharacterized. Bases 1 to 813 code for a protein of 270 amino acids. Gene Ontology annotation, molecular function: catalytic activity. The record is from RefSeq and is a predicted model, not a curated record. Lineage: Eukaryota; Fungi; Ascomycota; Eurotiomycetes; Chaetothyriales; Cyphellophoraceae. The transcript has a single exon.
AUGUCCACGCAAAAACAGCAACAGCAACAGCAGCAGCAGCAGCAGUCAGACCUCCCCGGCCUCGCCGCCCGCCUGAAGUCGCUGCACCAGCGCGGCACGCCCCUGCUGCUCACGAACGUGCACGACGCGGGCACGGCGCAGCUGAUCGCGCGCAACCCGCGCACGACGGCCCUCGCGACCGCCAGCUGGGCCAUGGCGGCGACGCAGGGUGUCGGGGACAACGACCUCACGCUCGCGGGCAACCUGGCGGGCAUCGCCAACGUGGCCGCGGGCCUGCGCAACAGCGGGCGCGCGGCCGAGGUGCCGCUGUCGGCGGACCUGCAGGAUGGGUAUGCUGACCCGGCGGAGACGGUGAGGGCGGCGGUGAAGUUGGGGGUGGUGGGGGCGAAUAUUGAGGAUGUGGAUAACAGUGUGUCGCCGCCGAGGUUGCGGGGCGUGGAGGAGCAGGUGGCGAGGCUGAGGGAGGUGAUGCGCGGGGCGAGGGAGGCUGGUGUGGACGGGUUUGUGCUUAAUGCGAGGACGGACGUGUUUGGGUAUGGUGGGACGGUCGAGGAUGUGAUUGAGAGGGGGAAGAAGUGGUUGGAGGCCGGGGCGACGAGUGUUUUUGUGUGGGGAGUGGGGAAGAAGUCCAUCACCAAGGAGGAGGUCGAGUUGAUGGUCAAGGAGCUGGGCAUGGUGAGUGUGCAGCCAGGGGACAUUGGCGUGAAGGGGGCCAGAGAGGCCGGCGCGUGUCGUAUCAGUGUUGGGCCUAUGCUCUACCGAAAGAGUCUGGAGCACGUCGAACAGGAGACGCUGAAGUUGAUGGACGCAUAG